Messenger RNA from Perca flavescens (yellow perch), 4933 nucleotides. Its product is annotated as max-binding protein MNT-like. The record is from RefSeq and is a predicted model, not a curated record. Lineage: Eukaryota; Metazoa; Chordata; Actinopteri; Perciformes; Percidae. Bases 2811 to 4316 code for a protein of 501 amino acids. Gene Ontology annotation, molecular function: nucleic acid binding. The transcript has 3 exons.
UAGAGCCAUACUAUUUCACUGGCCCACUCAUGGCAGGGACUCAACCAUUCUCACCUGACUUCAUUCAUUCCCAAUCAUGGUUCAAACACACCUGACUUCACUCACUACCAAUUAUGGCUUAGUCUAUAAGUACCACCUCCUUCCUUUGUUCUGGCUGUCAGCAACAUGAGGCAGCGGUGUGGGGCAGCAUGUGGGGGCGCUCUGGCUCACAAUUCAGGCACAAAUACUACGGUCGUGCGUAAAUAAAAAAAAACCACACAACCGUCAAGCCUCAUCUGCCUUUGCCCUGAAUAUGUGCAGAGUGUAAAUAAAUGGCUUAAAUGGAAACAACUGUUGUCCUUCAUAUAUUCUGACCGAUGUACCAUGGUGAUGCUCAAUUCCUAAACCCAAGCCAAAGAUACAAUUCUACAUGUGGUCCUUCGAGCCGGAAUCGUGAACAUUGCCACGGCUGAAGGACAGUCACCUCUUACCCAUGGAGCUCUCCAGUCUCGAUGCCAAACCCGCCUACCUAGGCACCUUGAGAACUAUGAAGUUGGCCGUGUGGAUAGAGCAACAAACACAAAAUGCACACUUCACCCACAUGAGGGCCAACUGGAAGAACAUGAGAGAUGAUGAGGUAGAGUACUCUGAGCAUCCCGAACAAAGUCGGCCCCACACCAGCCCGGAGACCCUCGAAGAGCUGCCCCCUACAUCUGCUGCCAAAGAGCAAGAUGGUACUCCAGAACUCAGCCACGCUGACUUAACAAAGCAGCUACUAGAAACCGUGACAAUGGUAAGGCAGCAGGGGGAAAUAUUACAGUGCCUCAUGGAGCGAUAUGAAGCUCCCAGCCCAGGAAGCAGCUGCUCCUACACCAGUCACCAAGGUGUAUCACACCCACCAACGGAUACCUACUUUUGUGAAAGAAAUCAGAGCCCAGUUUGGUCUCCCCAAGUACCACCAGCUAUCCGCCAUGAACCUGCAGCAGUAUCCUCAGCCCAGCCCGGAGGCCCUCGAAGGGAAAAUGUAGCACCAUCUUCAGUUCACUACCAACCGGCCCCCCCAGCAACGCCCGGUUCUUUACCAGCCUGUGUCUUCUUAUCCUGUUGCCUCAGUCUCCCAGGCAGUCAUAUCCUUCAAUCCCCCCUCACCAGCCAAUUUCGUCUAAUCCUUCAUCUUUCCACCAUUCCCUGCCAUAUCAACCCUCAGCCUCCUAUCAGCCUAUGACCACUAAUCCUCCUCUCCAAUUACAGUCCAGACCCUUGGACCCCUCCAUAGGAGCUGCAGCACCACCUGCUGGUCGUUCCAGGCGUUACAGGCCAACUGAAGCCCCAAACUUUCCUGAUCUAACGAGAGAGGAUGAGGUACAUUACAGGAUGUUGCAAAUGGCGUUGAACAAUUUACUUGACCCAGAUGAAUCUGAGGAAUUCAAGUUUCACAUUCUUCUCGAUCAUCUAAAGGUGGACCAGGUCAAGCGCUUGGCCUCAGCCUAUUCCUAUGCCCAACAGCCAUUCACCGAAGCUCUAAAGACCCUGAAUGAACGUUAUGGACAACCACGCCAGUUGGCACUCAGGGAAUAGAAGAACAUAAUGGCACUCCCUCCUGUACGUCCUGGAGACGGUUAUGGCCUUGACACCUUUGCUCUGAGAGUCCAAGCCCUGGUUGGCCUGCUAAGAACUAUGGCAGGCCAAGGUAAUGCAGAACUCCUCACAUGUAGCUCACAUGUAGAUAGGCUACUGGAGAAACUCCCAAAUGAGCAUGUGAGCCGCUUCAAACGUCAUAUGCACCGAAGCCAGGUACAUGCCAACUAUGAUCUCGCUGACCUCUCGGAAUGGUUACAAAUGGAGUCCCGCUGCCAACCUAGAUGGGAUUACGUAGGCCCGUAUCCCUCUCGAUCACAAAGACCACCACCACAAAUCUCCUCCCACACCACCACAACUAUACUUCAUGGAACUAACAGCACUGGUGAACGCCAAAUGUCUUCAAGGUCCCCUUGUGCCUAUUGUAGCUCCAUAAGUCAUCACAUAAGCCAAUGUGCCGAUUUCAAAGCCCUAAACAGGCAACAAGUCAUAGUCUGGAUCAAGGAGAAUAAGAGAUGUUGGCGCUGUGCCUGACCACAUGCUGGAGCUAAGUGCACACUAAACAGGGACUGCAAUACAUGUAAGAGGAGACAUCUACAGAUAUUGUGCAAAAUCAAUACCAGAUCUGUAGCAAUCUGCAGCUCAAUGUCUUAAACUUGAGGGGGAGCCAGAGGAUUUAGCCCUUAGAACACUAAGGCAAGGAGUGGAGAUACUUCGGGGGGCCUCGGUUUCCUUCAAGGUGAGCUUUGCCUCCAGUCCUGGUGAACUUCACAUAACCAUGUUUUCACAGCUGACCGCCUUGCUCUGUCUGAGCAUACACACCCUGUUCUUUCCCUUCAAAGGAGAUAUAAACACCUACGUGGACUACCAUUGACAACAAUGCACCAGGUGACCCCACUACUUCUAAUUGGCUCAGAUCAUAAUCAUUUGAUUUCACCUAUAGCCCCAGUCCGAUUUGGCCCCCCAGGACCACCGGCAGCAGUUAAGACUCGCCUUGGCUGGACACUGCAAGGCCCAACAAGGGAAAUCAAACCUCACCCUUCUGUUUCCAAGUGCUACCACAUCUCGAUUACCUCGAACGCAAAUGAUCUGUACCAAAAGGUGGAACGGCUCUGGCAAUUGGAUGCAGUCCCCCAUCGCAAUGAAAGGGCCACCACACGGUCCAAGCUAUUAAUUUGUUUGAGGCAGCCGCAGAGAGGGUCUGUGUGGAUGGAGUCCAUUGCUAUGCCACACCUUUCUUAAGAAUACCAGAUAUGGCUCUCCUAAAUGCUUCUCUACAGAGUGAUGGGCCUCCUUUAAUACAUGAUGUCCCUCAACUCCUACUCCCUACCUUACCUCAACCUUCCCCUGUAGCCCCGGUUUCAUCUCCACCUCCAGUCCCAGUCCUAACAUCCAGUGGAAAGAAAGUACAGUCCAGCACUACCCCUUCCAGUCCCCCUCCUGAAUGGAAGCCUCAUCCACCAGUCAGUUCAAGUAGCUCCACUACUGGCUCUGGAGUUAGCCCCGUGCACAAUAAGCCACGAAGUAUUGUGGGUAAAGAGCAAGCCGCUUUUGGGAGGAAUGGGUGUCCCCCUACCUCCACCCCUUGGCCUCUGGUGUCCCAGCAGCAGGCUGUGACCAUCAGCCCUACAAAGAGCCCCUCUUCUUUGUGGAGUGCCUCACAUGUGGUUGUGGGCAGCUCUUCUGGGCAGAACUGGAGGGAAAGGGACAGUGGUCUGAGUCAGUAUUUACCGCCCGCUCACGAGGCUGGGGGCAGCCUGGGUGAGGAGCAGCAGAAGCUGCUGGAGGAGUCUAGUAAAACACUGGGUAUCGAUGCCGGUUUGGAUGGGGCCACGAACACAGCAGAGAUAUUGAAGAAUCUACUGAAAGAAGUGAAGAGUACUUUACAGAUGGAGUGUGGGGAAUGGCUGCAGUUCCAGGCUGACCUACAGGUGUCGGUGGCGGACCGUUUGAGAGCCAAAGCAGAAGAAGAGCUGACUGUGCUCCGAACAGCGCACAAGGAUGUGGAGAGGGAGCUGGCUGCUUCACAGCAGAGACAGGAGACUGAAAUGCAAUUGGAAAUCCUGAGGGGGGAGUUAAAGGAGAGCAGGCAGAGACUGGAAACUCUCACCCAAGCUCCAUGUCAGGAACCAGAGCAGCCCAAUAGAGAACCAACCAACAACUCCGAAAGCAAAGAAGGGACCCACAGAGGCAGGGAGAGAGGGGUGUACAAGUUGGGGCGAGAAGGGCUGGGGAGGAGUCGGAAUGAAUUGAGGAAGAAUGUUGUCAACAAGGAGGCCAAACUGGACUGUAAAGGCGUGGCUAAGCGUUACCUGAGAAAUGUGACCAAUGAGGAUAGGAGUGGAGAGGAGGUGCGAUCCAGUGAAACACGAAGGACGGCAACCACAGAGAGAGGUCAAGAAGCUUGUCCAGAUUACCUGCUUCCACAGGCUCCCUCACCAUGCAGAAUGGAACUUAGUCCAUCCUUCCGAGUUCAACUGGAGAAACAGAGGAUUCAAUUUCAUUUCAACCGGCCGUAUGCCCCACAUUUCGGAGGAACCUGGGAACGGGAAAUUUGUUCUGUCAAACAAGCUCUGCAAAUUUCCCUUGGUGCUCAACUGGUCACGGCAGGAGUUCUGCUCACUCUGUUGAUAGAGCUUGAAAAUAUCCUCAACUUCAAACCUCUUGGCCAUGUUUUCCUCAGUCGCCGGCAGUGGCGUCAUAGCCAAGUGUUGGCCGAUCACUUUUGGUCUCAUUUUAUCAAACUCCAAGGCAGAUAGAAGUGGCAAGCACAUAAGGAAGACAUGCAUGUUGAUACAGUUGUUAUGAUCAUGGAUCCCCAACUUCCAAGGACUCUAUGGCCUGUUGGUCGUAUUAUGAAGGUACUGCCAAGUAAGGAUGGUCAUGUCAGGAUGGCUGAAGUAACAGUAGGAAAUAAGUUCUAUGUCCGUCCAGUUUCACGGCUGGUUAAGCUUCCUGCAAUACCUGAUGAACUCCCAGAUCACUCCUCAUAGUAUGACUCUUAGGAGUGCAAAUCCCUAUAGGAUUUGGGGGCGGCUGUAGAAUAGAACCAUACUAUUUCACUGGCCCACUCGUGGCAGGGACUCAACCAUUCUCACCUGACUUCAUUCAUUCCCAAUCAUGGUUCAAACACACCUGACUUCACUCGCUACCAAUUAUGGCUUAGUCUAUAAGUACCACCUACUUCCUUUGUUCUGGCUGUCAGCAACAUGAGGCAGCAAUGUGGGGCAGCAUGUGGGGGCGCUCUGUCCUCACAAUUCAGGCACAAAUCCUACGGUCGUGCGUAAAUAAAAAAAACCACACAAAACCGUCAAGCCUCAUCAUCUGCCUUUGCCCUGAAUAUGUGCAGAGUGUAAAUAAAUGGCUUAAACGGAAA